Aspergillus sclerotioniger CBS 115572 is the source of this 580-nucleotide messenger RNA. RefSeq lists its product as uncharacterized. NCBI's taxonomy places the organism in Eukaryota, Fungi, Ascomycota, Eurotiomycetes, Eurotiales, Aspergillaceae. The record is from RefSeq and is a predicted model, not a curated record. Bases 333 to 545 code for a protein of 70 amino acids. The transcript has a single exon.
CAGAGAAAGAAUUAAAAUAAAGUGGCUUAAAAUAAAAAGGGAAAAUUACAGAAGAGCGACUACUUAAUCAAUUACCGUAAAGGAGGGAGGGAAGGAAAGGGCACGAUCCAGUGGCGAGGAAGCUAAGCAGAGGAAGCUAAGCAGAGGAAGCUAAGCAGAGGCAGCUACUGUAAGUAUGUAAAGAUGGAGGGGGUGUGGAAGUCGAGUAGGAAAGAAAACAUACCAAUACACGCAGAAGAAAGGGGGGCGUGUGGUUGGUGGAGAGGAGGGAGGGGGAGUACUCUACUAGAGACGGUCAGAGAGCAUCGAUCAAGGAGGGUAGCACCGUCCGGAUGGAGGAGGAUAACGACCAUCCCGAUCCCAUGAGCAGCCAGGUACUACUAUAUUUGUCACCUGUCCCUUUUUGUCAGGAAAAGAACUCCAUGACUCACCCGGGUCAGCCUCUAGGAGGGGAUCCCCAUCGCUAUCCGGUUUAUUAUCACCCAUCCCAUCCCGAGUCGGGUGGGCUGCUACCUAUUAUCUCGUCGCGCCAUCCUCCGUACUAGACUUCCGUCGUAUCAGGUUGACGCUAAGAAUCAUU